This is a messenger RNA of Nestor notabilis (Kea), 366 nucleotides long. Its product is annotated as protein S100-A12-like. Gene Ontology annotation, molecular function: calcium ion binding. The record is from RefSeq and is a predicted model, not a curated record. The transcript has 2 exons. Lineage: Eukaryota; Metazoa; Chordata; Aves; Psittaciformes; Psittacidae. Bases 1 to 366 code for a protein of 121 amino acids. Gene Ontology annotation, cellular component: cytoplasm; extracellular exosome. Gene Ontology annotation, biological process: endothelial cell migration.
AUGUCUGUGAGCACCCAGCCCAUGAACAUCCCUCCUGAGACUCAGCAGUUCCCUGGAAACUGCACGUUGGAGAAGGCCCUGAAAACCAUUGUGGAUGUCUACCACCGCUACAGCAUCCGGGAGGGCCAGCUCGACCUCCUCAACUUCAAUGACUUCGAGACGUUGCUGACUGAGCAGGCACCGACCUUCCUGGAAGCUUGUAACAGGAACCGUGCCGACUACCUGAGGAAGCUCUUCCAAGAGACAGAUUUAAACAAGGACAAGGACCUGAGCUUCGAGGAGUUCACCAUCGUCUUGGCCAAGGUGACCGAUGAUGCCCAUCGCAUCAUCCACAAGGAUGACCGCUGCACACCAGACAAGGAUUGA